Messenger RNA from Mya arenaria, 939 nucleotides. Its product is annotated as complement C1q-like protein 2. Gene Ontology annotation, molecular function: protein binding. Bases 18 to 683 code for a protein of 221 amino acids. The record is from RefSeq and is a predicted model, not a curated record. The transcript is spliced from 3 exons. NCBI's taxonomy places the organism in Eukaryota, Metazoa, Mollusca, Bivalvia, Myida, Myidae.
AUCAACAAAUAUUAGAAAUGAAAGGUGUAUUUCUUUUUCUGUUUCUAAACUGCAUACAACAUAGUUUGACAUCAAAUAUAACAAAUGGAAAUGCAUCGCACACGGGAGACGCUUUUGAACGUAUAGAUGGAGGGCUGCUCAAAAGUGUUUUUGACAGAUUAUCUCACCUGGAGGAAAAAGUGAUCCGUCUUGAGGAUGACAACUCAAUGCUGAAAAAGACCCUGGCUAACCUCGUGAUGCCACCAGAGGAUUCAGGGUCGGCGUCAGCAUUUGUGCCCGAGUCGACGGCAUUCUAUGCAUACAUGAGUGCAACCGUGAAUAACAUUAACGCCCAUGAGAUCAUCUUGUUCGACGUUGAGGUGACGGACACAAUGAGCAACUACAAUCCAAAGGACGGGAUGUUCACGGCCUCUGUUGGCGGUGUUUACGUCUUCACGAUUACAAUCCACUCAUUCACCAAUUCUUUCAUCAACGCCGAGAUAAUUGUCAACGGUGACGUCAAGGGUGUUGCGAACGCGGACUCCGAAGAGAUCAGCGACAUUCACUCUUCCAGCGCUACGUGCGUCGUUCAGAUGGCCGCUGGGGAACAUGCAUUCGUUCGUCGGGGGAUAAACAGUCGGAGUGUAAUUGUUAGUGUCGACGGAUGGGGACGCUCCACGUUUUCCGGUUGGUUGCUCAACUAGGAGCAAUGCAAUCUGUUAACUGAUUCCUACUAAAACAUCUUCAAACUUGCUGUUGGUAGCUAAAUUGCAUUGAUUCCAACUUAUUGGCAUUACCUAAAUACUGUUAUUCAUAAAAGAGCUGUGCACAUUUUAUUAACCAAGCCGUUAACAACAGCAUACAAUGGUCAGGAACCGAAUAAUGUUUCAUGUACCUUUGAAAGAUUUUGCUUUUUUUACACAAAAUACGCUAUAAAGUGAUAUGAUCGAUAAUUAGAAG